AGCUGCCUAAAAAGUUAUCGAACCCCUCCUAAUCAAGGAUGAACGCAUCUUCACCACCGACCACCUUCCCUCGUCCAGCUUCCAGCCCCUCAUAGCUCCCGCCCAUCCAUCCCUGUCAACGGCGUAGUCCUCCACUGCGCGCCGUCCCGACGUCUGUCCCAGGCACUCCCAGCCCGCAUUCCCGCCGCCUUCCUGGCGUAGGUCUCAAACUUCAAUUUAGUAAGAAAUAAAUGAGCAAGAGACCACCGCCAGACCCGGUUUCAGUUCUUAGGGGCCACCGUGCUUCAGUAACAGAUGUCAGUUUUCAUCCGUCGAAAAGCAUAUUGUUCACUGGGUCUGCUGAUGGUGAAUUGUUCAUUUGGAAUACUGUGAAGCAUAGAGCAAUAUCAUCUGCCUGGGUAUAUAGUGCCCCCCAUGGGAUAACCUGCAUUGCAUCUAGUUCUCUCAUCGGAGAAAACAAAGUUAUCAGCCAAAGCAGGGAUGGAACUGUAAAAUGCUGGGAGUUUGGAGAUGGAGGCUUGUCAAGGACUCCUUUAGUUACAUUAAAUACAAGCUCUCACCACUUUUGUAAGCUUUCACUAGUAAAGAGGCCAAAUGGAGCUCAAUAUAUCAACAAAGACAGGGGGAGCAUAGAAAAUGUUGACAAUAACAAGGGCAUUGAUGACGAUAAAGUACAUUCACAGGAAGUUGAAGAUGUUGGGCAUUUUGCAGGGCGCGGAUACUUUGCCAUACCAGAGCAAUUAUCACAUAAGGUUGAGAUUUGGGAUCUCAAUACUGCAGAAAGAUUUACAGCACUACCUCAGAGCUCUGGUGCUUCCAACCCACAGUCGAGAGGAUUGUGCAUGGCAGUUCAAGCAUUUAUAUCUCCUGAUUCUCAGGGUUUCCUUAAUGUUUUAUCUGGCUAUGAGGAUGGGUCCAUGCUUUGGUGGGAUUUGAGGAAUCCUGGUGUCCCACUGACUACUAUGAAGUUUCAUUCUGAACCAGUUUUAAGCAUAUCUAUCGAUGGAUCGUGCAAAGGAGGGAUUUCUGGAGCUGCCGAUCAGAACAUUGUGAUGUUCACACUGGAUCAUUCAAUGGGGACCUGUUUAGUCAAGAAGGAAAUUGAUUUGGAGCGACCAGGCAUAGCUGGGUCCUCAAUACGUCCAGACGGCAAAAUCGCUGCAACUGCUGGUUGGGAUCACCGAGUUAGGGUAUACAAUUAUCGCAAAGGAAAUGCUUUGGCUAUACUGAAAUAUCAUCAUAGCUUGUGCACAGCUGUUUCGUUCUCACCUGACAGUAAACUAAUGGCCUCUUCUUCAGAAGAUACAACUGUAGCGUUGUGGGAACUUUAUCAACCAGGAACGUGAUUUGGAUCUACUCCCAAGUAUCCUGCACGUGUAUUUAAUUGUAAAUAAAUUGUGGACAAAUGCUGCAAGUUGGAUUAUUUCGUAAUAAUGAUUUGUUUCUUGAUAGAUAAAAAAGGAUUUUCAUACGUAGAGUUGAUAGAACUAUUCAAAGUAUUAAGAAAUUUACAGAAAAAGAUCAAGA
Cuscuta epithymum is the source of this 1527-nucleotide messenger RNA. NCBI's taxonomy places the organism in Eukaryota, Viridiplantae, Streptophyta, Magnoliopsida, Solanales, Convolvulaceae. The record is from the annotation of a GenBank genome assembly.